AGAGAGAGAGAGAGAGAGAGCGAAAGAGAGAGAGAGCGAGCUAUCUCUAGCUACGCCUUCUUCUAAGCCUCUGGAGCCUAAGGGCGCAAUCAUUCCAGGAUUUGGAAAGGGGGUAAAAACUGGAAAGGAUAAGAAGGAAGGCUUAAUCGCCCUCUCCCCCUCCCUUCCUCCUCCUAGGAAAAGAGGAGGGUUACUAUCGUACUGGAGAUACUGGAGGGAAAGGAUCUAAGCAGGAAAGCUCUUGUUUCUCCCCCCCCCCACUCCCGUUCCCCCCCCCCCCCCCCCCCCCCCCCCCCCCCAGCCCGGUUUCCCAGCAGCAUCCCGGGCAAGAGGCAAAGGAGCUGUUCUCCAGCACCGCGGAGUAAUCGGCGCAGGGGAGCUGUCCAGUUCAGCACCACCACGUUAAUGCAGUAGGUGGGAGAGCCACGAAGAAGGGGAGCCAGAGAGCCCGAGUAGGGGGGUGGGGAGGGGGAGCCCAGAGAAAGGAAAAAAAAGCCGGGUGGCAAAUCCUGCAGCAGCGAGACAGUCGUCCCCUUAUUUCCAGGAGCUUCGUGGAUCUGAGAAGGGAAAUCCAUCUCGAUUCUCCAGGAGACCCCCCCCUUCCUUUUUCCCUCCCCCACUUUAAACAAGAUUUACCGACCGCUACAAAGAAAAAUCGCUCUCGGGGCUGUUCCCUCUACCGCGGCUGCUGCUGCUUCCGUCCGCUGCCGCCACCACCGCCGCCGCCGUCCGCUGCCGCCACCACCGCCGCCGCCGCCGCCGCUGCCCGGGGGACAGCCAUGGAAGGCGAGAGCUCCGCACCUGUUCAGCUGAAAUCAAGGGCUUACCGUAUACUAGGCAGUCUGGUUUGAGAAAGCGAGAGCCAAGAGACCCCCAAGAAAGAUAACUGGAUUUUCAUGGCGCAGGCUGCAGAGCUCAGCACGAAGACGGAAGGUUGCAUCCCAGCUCUAACCAUCUCUAACUGUCUAGGUCCUGGUCAUGAGAGAUUGUGUUAAGGAUGAACCUGUGGAAGCCAUCUCCAAAUUAGCUAUCACAUAUGGAAACUGGAGACCAGAAUUUUAGGAAAAGGGAUUAAGGCAUCUCCUUUUUGGGGGGGUGGGGGGUGUCUUUUUUAUUUUUUCCUUUUCUUUCUUUUUUUUUUCUUUUCUUUUUCUUUUUUGAUACUGCAACUGGAACAGUCUCUGAUCUCAAAAAGGCAAGCCUCUCCUCCCGUGUGGUCUUUAUAAUUUACAGUUUUCCCUUGGGCUUUCUUACCUCCCUUUUUUUAUAUUCUAUAUAAUAUAUAUACACACAUGUACCCAUUAUAUUCUUAGUGGAGUUAUUAUUCUUUGAUUUGAUACACACACACACUCUCUCUCUCACACACACACACACUCACUCCCAAGAAUCCGAAGUCAGUUUGGGGUAUUUAUAUAAUGAAGAAUUAUGGGGCUGUUUGACAGAGGUGUUCAGAUGCUUUUAACCACCGUUGGUGCUUUCGCUGCCUUCAGCCUGAUGACCAUAGCUGUGGGGACCGACUACUGGCUGUACUCCAGAGGGGUUUGCAAGACUAAAAGUGUCAGUGAGAAUGAAACCAGCAAAAAGAACGAAGAAGUCAUGACCCAUUCUGGAUUAUGGAGAACCUGCUGCCUGGAAGGGAAUUUUAAAGGUCUGUGUAAGCAAAUCGAUCACUUCCCUGAGGAUGCAGAUUAUGAAGCCGACACAGCAGAGUAUUUCCUCCGGGCUGUGAGGGCCUCCAGUAUCUUCCCCAUCCUGAGUGUGAUUCUGCUUUUCAUGGGGGGCCUCUGCAUCGCAGCCAGUGAGUUCUAUAAAACCCGACAUAACAUCAUCCUGAGUGCCGGCAUCUUCUUCGUGUCUGCAGGUCUGAGUAAUAUAAUCGGCAUCAUUGUGUACAUAUCAGCCAAUGCUGGAGACCCUUCCAAGAGUGACUCCAAGAAAAAUAGCUACUCUUACGGUUGGUCCUUCUACUUUGGGGCCCUGUCCUUCAUCAUUGCCGAGAUGGUGGGAGUGUUGGCCGUCCACAUGUUUAUUGACCGGCACAAACAGCUUCGAGCCAAUGCCCGUGCCACGGACUACCUCCAGUCCUCCGCCAUCACCCGCAUCCCCAGCUACCGCUACCGCUACCAGAGACGAAGUCGCUCCAGCUCCCGUUCUACCGAGCCUUCCCACUCCAGGGAUGCUUCUCCUGUGGGCAUCAAAGGGUUCAACACUCUGCCCUCCACAGAGAUCUCGAUGUACACCCUAACCAGGGACCCCCUGAAGGCCGCCACCACCCCCACCGCCACGUACAACUCCGACAGGGAUAAUAGCUUCCUCCAAGUUCACAACUGUAUCCAGAAAGAGAACAAGGACUCUAUCCACACCAACACAGCCAACCGCCGUACCACCCCUGUAUGAAGCCGAGGCCCAGAGCUCCAAGUAGGGGCCGGGGGAACAAGGCCGGGCCAGGCUAGGGUCAGUGGGGGUGGAAAAAGAGGGGUGGGGGGUUUGGGGGGGAACAAAACCAACAAGGGGGAACCUUCCAAAAGCAAAAAAGGAAAAAAAAGAAAAAAAGAAAAAAUAAGUCAACAACAACAACAAAAAAACACAAAAACAAAAUAAGAGAAUUGAAGAGAAACAACAGGAAAAAUGUGGAAAAAAGGAGAAAAAACACUUUAAAAGCAAGAGAGAUUAAAAAAGAGAAAAAAUAGAAAAUAAAUUUAAAGAAAAUGCAUGAUUUCCCAUGUACCAUUAUUUUAACAUUUAAUAAAAACAAAUAAAAAAAAAAACCAAGGGAACCAAGAGAAAUUUAAAAAAUAAAUAAAGACAAGGAUGAGGAGGGAGGCUUUUGGGAAUCUUUCAGGGUUUAUUUUUUUAAUUUAAUGAGAUUUCUUUUCUGUUCACUUUUAACCCAAAGUGGGCUCUGACUCCUCUUAGGGGGUAGAGGGGAACAGAGCCCCGAGUCCUCAGGGCGAUGAGAGGGCUGGGGGUGAUUAGCAGUGACCACCAAGCCCUGGAGUCUCUGGGUUAAUGUCCCCAAGCAAGGAGUUCCCAUGCCUUCUCUGACUCAGUGCUAGCCUUUGAACUUGUAGAUCUUUAGGGGAGUCAAGAUUUCUUGGUUUCUUAUGGGUCCCUAAAGCAUGAGAAGGAAGGAAAGUGGUGGGCCACUGCUCCCUUUCCAAACUCCCAGUGCUUAAUGAUGAUCCACUGUGACCCCUCAGCCCCAGAGUGAUGGGGAAAGAGAAGAAGGCUGCCCAUGACUUUCCAGGAUGCUUAGAAAUCCCAGAAAUUCAUGGGGAACAACUUCUCAAAUAUUCCUGUGCUCAGGAUCAGUAGAGGUGAACAGGGAAGAGGGUAGAAGAGGGUGGUCCACUUGCAUUGGACAGAUUCAACAGGUCACUGUCCUCGAUGACCUAGAAAACAGAGUCACUCUCUUCAAUUCCCAUAGGGAAGAAGCAUGAAAGUGACCCAGUUUAGACUCACCAACCCUCCCACCCCCAGUCCCCUGGGGUCAAAUGGUCCCCUUGGCCCAAGGCUUCCCACUACUCUUCAGUUCCUUAAUGAAGAGUAGUUGUCAGCCAUGGGGCCUAUUAUUCCCCUGGGGCCAGGGGUCAGAGGAGAGGGAACUCCAGGGAAGUAACUGAUCACAGUGACAUUAUAACAAAGGUUUCUUUAAAAAAGAAAGAAAGAAAGAAAGAAAGAAAGAAAGAAAGAAAGAAAGAAAGAAAGAAAGAAAGAAAGAAAGAAAGAAAGAAAGAAAGAAAGAAAGAAAGAAAGAAAGAAAGAAAGGGAAAUGAAAAGUGGCUUUUUUUACUCCAAAAACACUACAAACUACAUACAUGUAAAUAUAAUAUGUGGAUUUCCUUGCAAGAGAAAUCAGAUCAUAUUUUUAUUUUAACUGUUUUGCAGCUUUAAACUGUGAAAAAAAAGGGGGGGGUAAAAAGAGAAAUCUAAAUAUUAGCAGGGAAUAUGUAAAGAGAAAAACAGAAAAUAAAUCCAUUUAAAUGAAAUAAUUUAAAAUUUUUUAAGAACAAGAAAAACUACCAAAAGAACACGAGCAGGGCUGACUGGUAGAGAAAGGGGAAAUGGCUCUUUCCAUGAGAAAAUCAUCCCUUCCUGCUAAGAGAAAGAAACUUACUGAGGGAGUAACUGAGAACAAAGACCAUACAUCCCAAGAAGACUCACACUCACACAUGCACACACUGACUCAUGUCCGCUUGGACUCAAUUAUCUAUCUAGAUUCCCCCCCCCAUACUCAGCUUCUCCCCUCUUUUCCCUCUAGGAUCCAACUUCAUGUGCUCACCUUCAAUUAAUGCUGAUUCAUACUCAUGAAAGCCAUAACAUACACACACACACACACACACACACACAUACACACACACACACACACCAUGCUUGCUGACUCCCAUCUUCACAGAGACUUCCCUACAUGAAAAGAGCCUCUGGUUGGGAAGCCAGGAGAUCUGGAUUCUGGCCCCUGGUUCUGCCACAAACUUGUUGUGAGACUUUGAACACGUCAUUUGGUCUCUUCUGUCAAAGGGAGAGGGGAAGGCUGGGACUGGAUGAGCCCUUCCAGCUUGGGAAUUCUCACACUCACCUUGCUCAUCCAUCCCCGCCCGCCACCAUGGUCAGACUCCUGGCCGAUAAUACUCCCAGUAACCAAGCCCCCCUGCAGGGGGCCCCCACCCAGACACACACACACACACACACACACACACACACACACAGAUCCCAAAACCUCCUCACUGUGCUCCCCACUCCCUGACCCCCAUCCAUGUCAAAGUCAGGUUGUACACUCCAUGAACAACCUAGCUCGACAUGUUUGUGCUGCUGCUCUGGCAAAGAGGGAAGAUGUGCCAGGGGUCCCUUUGAACACUAUUUAUUCCAUUUCCCUUCUUUCAGUGCCAUGACCAAGAUCAGGAACAGUUGCCCUGGUGGGCAGAAGGAAGAAUGUCAUCCAGACUCUCUGGCGACCCUGAGCUUCUGUGAGGGAAGCCGGCCUCCGGCUAGGAGCCUGGGCAACAGUCCCAUAUAUGGAGGCCAGAAGAGACCUCCUGUUGGCAAUCUGGCUGGUGGAGAGUGGAUGAAGGGCAAGCUCCCAUUUGGUCUCUGUCUAGGGGCUAGGAUUGUCCUCUCCCCUGACCCAAAGAAAAGGAGGGGUUCACUUCCAUGAGACAGACCUUCAUCCACUCUCCCCAAACCUGAAAUCUCCCCAGUGAAUGGUCCAAUGUGUAAGGAUAGGUUUAGCCACUGGGUUGAGUCAUUGACUCUUCCGCGGGAGUCAACGCUGACCUCAUCCCUUUCCAGACACAUGCCCAGUCUGAAGCCUUUUCUGGCUGCCCAGUUAUGAUCCCUGGGGUGCCUAAGCCAGCCACUAAAAGGGCCUGAAACAUCGAGUUCCUUACUGUUCUCUCCAGUCCAGAAGGAACCUGUGGCUGGUGGGGAGGGACUAAAAUUCAGCACGGAACACAGGACUGAAUCUCCCUCUCCACCCCUCCAAGCCCCAACCCCAGCAUGGAAAUACACUGGGCAGCUUGCUGUGUGCAUUCAACUGAGCAACAUGGCCCUAG
Molecule: messenger RNA, 5549 nt
Organism: Sarcophilus harrisii (Tasmanian devil)
Lineage: Eukaryota; Metazoa; Chordata; Mammalia; Dasyuromorphia; Dasyuridae
Gene: CACNG2
Product: calcium voltage-gated channel auxiliary subunit gamma 2
Exons: 4
Coding region: 1426-2397 (323 amino acids)
Biological process (GO): neurotransmitter receptor internalization; neurotransmitter receptor transport, postsynaptic endosome to lysosome; calcium ion transmembrane transport
Cellular component (GO): voltage-gated calcium channel complex; AMPA glutamate receptor complex; postsynaptic density membrane
Molecular function (GO): voltage-gated calcium channel activity; channel regulator activity
Source: RefSeq, a predicted model, not a curated record